AUAGUCCGCAUAUUAAAAUCUGAAAAAGUCAGAUUUAAAAAUUAAUAAAUAUAUUUAGGGUGUAGAAAUCAGGAGUUUGUAAGCUGUCAAAGGUAUUUAAAUAUAAAUGUUGUAUAUUUUAAUUAAAACGCAUGUCAAUUUGUUUUGAAAUUUCUAAGAGUUGGAGUUCAGUGUGCUUAAUACAAAAUUCAGAAAUGUGGAUUUUAAACAAUAAACCCUAAAUAGAAUCAUCAAAUUGUAUUUCAAAUGUAAAAAUAUAGCUGUAAUGUAGAGUAGGACAAUGGAAAAGAUGAUCAGCAUGAUCGGGCUUUAGAUUUUGUUCCAACCAAGCAGAAGGAGAGUUGAUUAAAAGCCAAGUUCAACUGAUUAAACAAGUGGUAUCGGAUGUGGCUUCUGCUUGACUGGAACGAAAACCCGGAAUCGGUCAUUUAUAGACACCCUCUAGUUAAAGGAACUGAAGAUGAACUGGAAGAAGAUGAGAGCAUCUAAAGCUGUUGUCAAUGAUGAGCUGUGUGGAGUUGAAAUGAUAUCAGGUGUGGAGUUGGUACAUUUGGAGUUGGUACUACAGUGCAGUUACAGCAUUCGGCAGACAUCCUUAUCCAGAGACAUUUAUAUUUAUCUCAUGUAUACAACAGGGUAAAAGACCCAGCAUUUGCAGCUUGGUGGUCCUGAGUUUCUGACUCACAACCUUCCAACCAGUUGUCCAGUGCCUUAACCACUGAACUAGGUGGUUAAAGCACUGUAUCAAAUUGGACACCCUUGUCCACGCAAAUAGCUUGUUUUCUUGAGUGAUAUAAAGUACUACAUGUCCAGUGUAACUAUUUAGUAAUGCUCUAGUUCUUUAAUUUCAACUGAUUGGCAAGAACCUGCAUUAGUGCAUUUAAAAUGCAUGGAGUGGGUAACCGUUUUUCCCAACAAAGUCUUGGCUUUUCCCAGUGAAUGACGACAUUUCAUAUAUACCUUUGCACUGGCUAUAACGCGGAAUACGCGGAAUAACGCAGAGUACCUGUGCGUCAUGACGUAACCGGAAUGUCCUCACUUGCGCGCUUACACAUUCACUAUCAAUACGCACUAAGUAUCACUCUGAACGAGUUAGAGAACGAAUUAGAGCAAUGACGCAUUAUGGUUUUUAGAAGGACUUUUUGAAGAGUGCUGAAAAGUAGGAUCCAAUGAUAAAACAAACAAAAUGAUCAGGAACGCUGGUGCCUACAGUCAGUUUUUCUCCCAACUGAUGUAUGCAUAAAAUUCCUGCAGAUGGUGCUGAACCCUCCCAGAAUUUGUCCAUUUGCUUUUGUACGCCUUACACCAAUGACAUUGAAGUAGAUUUUAAAUACGUGGACGGCAUCAAAUAUAUUAGCAUCAUUCAGCAGCUGGGUUUUAACAGACGGCCCAGGGCCAAACCACUCACUGAACUACAAAGUGGGAUUGACCCUUUGCACUGGGCCUCCUCUGGGUUAUCUGUAAGCAACAAUGAAACUAGGAACUCCUGUAUCACCUCGUCUUCCUCCUCCUCGUCUUCUGUUAACAGAAGAAAACCUCCACUUCCUCCCUCCCAUUCCUCAUCUAAAUCCACUUCUGAAAGUUCUUCACAUAAAGAAGCCCUAAAUGUUUGCCAGAAUAGCUCAGAUGGGAAGACUCGCCGAUCCACUACUUCUAAACAAAAUUCUUUAGUGGAAAGGGCUUUGGUGGAAACACAAAAGUGUUUAGAGCAAGAGAAGAGUUCUUUGCAGACAGUGACUUCAGAGGCAUACCCAUGGUGUAGGCUAGCUAGUUUUGCUGGCUUAGCCUCAAGUAAUAUUCUGCCACCUCAAACCAGUUGCAAUGCUCUUAAUCACACACAGUCCCAGGAAAACCAUAAAGGGUCUAAACUAACAGAUCUUGAUCAGUCUUCCUCAGGAAGCAGAUCUUCAAGAACCAGCCCAAUGAGCUCUGGCAGGACCAAUCCAGUGACUACUGUUAGUCCACUGAAUCUUAAAUUGGUCAGGGACCAAAUGGUGGUUGCUCUAGAAAGGCUGAAAGAGAUGGAAGAACAAGUAAAGGUCAUACCUGUAUUGCAAGUUAAGAUCUCUGUCUUGAAGGAAGAAAGGAAACAGCUUAGAGCAUUGGUAAAAAACCUAGAGAGUAAAAAUUUAGAUUGUAAUCCAGAUCCAAAUUUGCAUGGCGUAGUCAGGAAAAGAGCAUAUAGCACAGGAAGUACUGUGUAUUAUUCCAAGCCAGAAAAUGAUGAUGAGGGCCAGAAGGAACCUGCUAAAAUGGUUGACAGUUGGGAAUGCAAUACAUUUAAACAACAACAGGCUGAAAUGCAUAUGACUAUCAGUGAUCAGGAGAAUAUGGUUGAGGAAUUUGUGCAUUCAGGAAGUUGUUGUAAGGAUGUUGCUACAGAAAACAAACUCAAUGUACGGACAGUAGGAGUUGGUGUUACUGAGUCCAUGUUGGGGGUGGUGUCAGACACUAUGUUGGAGUUUGAGAUUCAACCACAAACUAUUCAAGUUUUGAAGGACAAGGUGCAAACAUUGGAGUGUAAAGAGGCAAUGCUUAAAGCAGAAUUGUGCAUGCUAAAGAGUGAGAUUCCAGAAGCUGGGGCUACCAAGAAUUCUAGUUUACAACCAGAGGUGCAAAGCAUUGCAACUCAGACAGGAAUGCUGAUAAGGACAAUUGGCAUUGGAAAUCAUGUUGAACUUGUACAUGCUGCUGUUGGGGAAGGGGCUGUGCAAACUCUUAACACUGUAGGAGUGACCUGCCAGCCAGAGACAUGUGAUGUGGCCUCUGGCCUAGACACACCCAUUGAAAUGUGGGAGAUACAGAAGAAGGUGGAAAAGAGGGCUCAGUGUGUAGGAACAGAAUAUGUGCCAACUUGCAGUCAAGGUGUUGGGACGUUUGUUAGUGUUUGUGAUGUUGGUAUUAUGACAAUAGUGUCGAUGGAGAAUCUGAUGAAAAAGACGUCAUCUAGUAGAACAGUAGGCUGUGGUGAUUGCACUGUGGAUGUGAAUGUCAACAUGGUAAAGCCUUUGAUUUCCCAGGGUAAUGUCACUGAACCUGUCAGCGGUAUAGAUGUUGGUGUAAUACUGACUCCACAAACCAUGUCCCAAUACACCAACACUGAGGUCCAUACAGCUUCCUGCUGUACUAGUACUUCACCAGUUAAAUCAAGCACCAUCCGAAGAAAUAUGCUUACACAGGCGAGGCAUACAAACACUGCCCAAAUAACCACUCGAACCCUUGCAAUUGGUGAUGGUAAAGUUGUUGAUCAACAAGUGGGUCCAAAAAUGUGUUCCAUUGGAGUGGGAACUCCUGUAUACCUAAAGGGAAGAACAGUCACCCCUGGCACCCACAAAGUGAUGACUCGAGAUACUGGUGUUGGAUUGGCUAACAUUAAUGAGAAUUUCUUGGUUGGGCUCCGGACACGGAACAUGGCAUGUGGCCCAUCCCGCUUACCAGAUCCUAACAAGACCCGAAGUAUUGGAGUCGAGGUGGGUGAUGGGAGAAUACGGGAUAUGAAUGGGCAUAUGUGGAUGCCUGUACACCUUCUACAUCCACAGACAGAGCCUGGCCUAGAUCAUUACAUAGACCGUAUGCAGAGACUGCUAAAAGAGCAACAAAGUCUACUAACUAGCAGCCAUUUUAAACAGAAGGAUGAGGUUGCUCUUCAACCCCAGCCCUUCCUGGACACACAGCAUGGAGUACCUGGGCAUGACCCUUCUUCAAAAUCCAAUGAUAGCAUGCAGCUUAAAUCAAAGAAUUUAAUGGGACAUUUCAAUGAUGAUAAUGGCACCAGCACCAGCAGAUCCAUUAUUACAAGAAAGGACAUAUCUCUGAGAUGUGCAGAAAACAGGAAGUCCCUCAAGCCUCUUUCUGCAGGUUGUAGGUUUGAGUGUCUAUCAAUUACUGAAGAAUCCUUCUCUGAAAGGACUGAUUCUGAAGUGGAGAGGAGGAAAAGAAUAAAGCAGAUAGAGGAGGGCCACAAGACCAGUACAAAAUCUUCUAAAAUGGAGAGAAGACAAGGUUAUGAGAUGAGCGACCAGGUGAUUUCUGCAUGUCACAAAUUAAAAGCCCACCUAAAUGACACCAAAGUUUUAUCUAACCGAGAACUGCGUUCCUGUUUGAACAUAAUCCAGCAAGACUGGUUCUGUGAGUCCAGUCAGAAGAAAGCAUGUCCAGAGGCAGUUGAUGGUUUUCUGAGCAUGUGUCGUCAUGUAUCACCUGCUGUUCUUACUCAGGUGGCUAACAUGGCUGACCAGAAUGGCAACACAGCACUGCAUUACAGCGUGUCCCAUUCUAACUUCAGGGUGGUACAGAAACUGCUGGAUGCAGGCGUAUGUAAUGUAAAUCAGCAGAAUAAGGCUGGAUACACUCCCAUCAUGUUGGCUGCUUUGGCUGCUGUGGAAACCAAGGAGGACAUGAGCGUGGUAGAGGGACUCUUCAGGAAGGGAGACGUCAAUGCCAAAGCCAUUCAGGCUGGUCAGACUGCUCUCAUGCUGGCGGUCAGUCAUGGGCGCAUGGACAUGGUGAAAAUUCUUCUAGCUACGGGGUCAAAGGUCAAUAUUCAGGAUGAUGAGGGCUCUACUGCACUCAUGUGUGCCAGUGAGCAUGGUCAUGUUGAUAUUGUUCGUCUACUACUGGCUCAGCCAGGCUGUGAUGCCACUCUGAGAGACAAUGAUGACAGCACUGCAAUGUCCAUAGCCUUGGAUGCUGGCCACAAUGACAUUGCCAUGCUCAUGUAUGCACAUAUAAACUAUGGAAUGGGCCAGCCAUUGGCUAUUUCUUGAAGCUGGACACUUCAACAACUACAGGCCUUUUUCAUUGAUUUGUUUAAUUUAUUUCCAAUUACUGCAUGCCUGGUCCUUUUAAAUCUUCAUAGACAGCUACCUUAAAUCUGGUCUUGACACUUUCACGAGAUUUGUGUAAAAGCAAGGCCUAGAAGACAGUAUUUACCUAUAUCCUAAUGAUCCAAUAGUGGUGGCUAAGUAGUUAUCACAUUUGCCACUUUUGGGGUUGGGGUUUAACCCCAUGCUUCAGGGGUUUUCUGCAGGUGCCCUGAGUCCUCUGUAAUAGGCAAUAGGUUCCAAGUGAACCCGUUUAAGAUAAGCUCUGUAUAAAAUAAAUAUAUGGAUGGAUGAUCCAAAAAUAAUCAUCUCACUAUAAGCUCUGUUGAAAUAUUAGGCAUUAUAUUGUAUUUGCAAAUGAAAUUUCUGAAUUUUUAUCAAACAAAACUGGUUGCAUAAUUGUAUAACAUGCAUGAAGGACAGAUAUAAGGAAAUCAAACCUACAGUAAAUCUACAGUGAAUGAUUUACUGUAUCACUUAUUUAUUAUACUUAUUUUAAUUCAACAGAAAAAUAAUCCUGAGUACAGGACAAUAUUUUUCUCCUUUGCAUUGUUUCACUUGUACCAGCAUAUACACAUACUGUAUACAUUGAAUUAUUGCAGUAAUUUUUAUAUGUUAUAUUUAAAUGUUAUUACAUUUCCAGAUAUUAAAUCAGGCAGUGAACAACUGAAGCCUAGAGACACUCCAUGGAAUAACCAGAAAACACUGCAUGCUGUCUGUAAUUUACUUUAUCAUUAUUAAUAAAAUAACUUGAGGCUCUCUCAGGUAACAUCACACACAGGCUAUGCAAUAUGCAGUGUUAAAUGACAUUAAAAUGUCAUUUGAAUUGAAAACCUUACUAACGAUAUUUAACUAGAUGACUAAAUAUCAUAAUCAUGUCAUUUUAGCAUUAGAGCAAUAUGCAUGUGAACAUUUACUUAGAUUAUGAAUUUUCAGAUGCACUCAGCUAAUGGAUUUAUAUUUGUGUAUUAUAUUAUAGCAUGCGACAUGCAGAGAACGAUACAUAUAAUUUCAAAUUUCCAUAUAAUUCAAAUAGUCUCAAAAUUGUUUUUAUAGCAUGCUGUUAAUAAAGGUAAUUUAAAAUUGAAGCAUGAGUCAUGUAAUAUAUUAAUGCCCAGCAAAAUUCUAAAUUCUACCCUACUACUGUACAUAUUAUGGCAAAAUACUGCACAAAUGUAUUUAUUGUGGUAGUAUAUGUCAAUGAAACUACCUACAAUUUGUAUAUUAUAUUUUAGGCCACGUAACCUACAAAAUAAUAGGCAGAAAUAAUUUAUUGAAUAUUAUAUGGUUCUGUCUGUUAAUUAUUGAAGUGAUUAAAAUAAGGGGCAGUUUUUUUCUCCUGAACAACUUUUAUUCUUCUUGGAUUGUUUUCGGCAGUUACAAUGUUUUGGAAUGCUAGACCAUUUUUAUGAUGGAAAUUUUUAAGUUCUUUUGGGGAUAUAUUCUUAACAGUCUGCACUCCAGAAUUUCUCAUAAAAGAUCAAUGUUGCUGAAAUGUUGUUGAGAUUGUGGAGGCCUUGGAAUAUGCUUGGCUUAUCAAAUCACUUUCUAAUAAUCUUAGCAGUUUUUUUUUGUGUGGUCAGCUUCAAUUACCUUGGAAGUGUGAUCUCUAUUAAUGCCUUCCUUGAUGAAGAAAUCUCAGCUACAAUACAAAAUGCAAGUCCACCAAUGGCACAA
Messenger RNA from Tachysurus fulvidraco (yellow catfish), 6500 nucleotides. It is a transcript of the gene kank1b, whose product is annotated as KN motif and ankyrin repeat domains 1b. Bases 1236 to 4766 code for a protein of 1176 amino acids. Lineage: Eukaryota; Metazoa; Chordata; Actinopteri; Siluriformes; Bagridae. Gene Ontology annotation, molecular function: protein binding. Gene Ontology annotation, cellular component: cytoskeleton; cytoplasm. The transcript has 12 exons. Gene Ontology annotation, biological process: negative regulation of actin filament polymerization. The record is from RefSeq and is a predicted model, not a curated record.